This is a messenger RNA of Diplodia corticola, 1695 nucleotides long. RefSeq names its product cytochrome p450. NCBI's taxonomy places the organism in Eukaryota, Fungi, Ascomycota, Dothideomycetes, Botryosphaeriales, Botryosphaeriaceae. Bases 1 to 1695 code for a protein of 564 amino acids. Gene Ontology annotation, molecular function: heme binding; monooxygenase activity; iron ion binding. The record is from RefSeq and is a predicted model, not a curated record. The transcript is spliced from 3 exons.
AUGCCAGACAUGUUCGGACGCUUCUCCUUGUCGUUGUUUGUCGCCAUUGCCGGUGGUGUUUUCUAUAUCCUUGCCAAAGCCUACAAUGCCCGCAAAAUCGUUUACAAACUGCGCAGACAGGGACUGCCAAUGCCCCCAUUCAGCUGGGCUACCGGUCAUAUGCUGGCCAUGAAACCGUUCAUGGAGAAGCUCCCGGCCGACGCAAUCACCAACUAUACAGUCACGGAACUGGCCUAUUCUCUCAACAAGGAAGCCUUUUAUCUCGACUUUUGGCCGCUUAGCGAGCCGUUACUCAUUCUUACCACCCCAGACAUGGCCUCUCAGCUUACGCAGCAGUUCAAUCCACUGAAGCCAUCCGUGAUUGAGAAUGCAUUUGCUGGCCUGACCGGAGGUCCUAAUCUCUUUACCAUGCCGGACGUACCGUGGAAGCGGUGGAGAGCCAUUUUCAACCCUGGCUUUAGCCCGAGUUACAUGCUGCAACAAACACCGAAGAUCGUGGAUGAAUGCCGCGUCUUCUGCGAGAAGAUGAGGGCACGCGUGCGCCAGAACCAGAUGUUCUACUUGGAAGAAGACACACUCCGCCUGACGUUGGAUGUGAUUGGCGUUGUCACGCUGGAUACCCACUUCCGGUACCAGGAAUUCACCUCAUGGAUUCCGGAGAGCCUCCGUGCGCUUAUCGAGUGGACGUCGUUUGGUACGGAACUCAAUCCGUUCAAUCGCUGGAAUCCAAUGCGCCCCUACAAGCUUUGGUACCACGGACGUAAGAUCAACAAGUACAUCGAAGCGGAGCUGGACAAACGGUUCGUUGAACGACGGUACUCGAAUGAUUCCAAACGCGACACCAGAAGCGUCAAAUCAAUCGUUGCCCUCGCGCUAGACUCAUACAUGGCCGAAGAGAAUGCCAGCGGCGCGUCGUCCGAUGCCACCACGCUGGACGAGACGUUCAAGCACUACGCGUGCGCCCAGAUCCGGCUCUUCCUCUUCGCCGGCCACGAUACCACGUCCAGCACCAUGGUCUACGCUUUCCACCUCCUCGCCACCAAUCCAGACUGCUUGACCCGCAUUCGCGCCGAGCACGACCAAGUGUUCGGCGCCGGCACCAGCCCAGACCGCGUCGGCGACCUCCUCUCCGCCGACCCCAACCUCCUCAACCAGCUCACCUACACAACAGCAUGCAUCAAGGAAGCCCUCCGUCUCUUCCCACCCGCCUCAGCGAUGCGUGUAGGCGGGCCCGACACCGUCCUCGUCGGCAGCGACGGCACGCGGUAUCCGACAGCGGGCUGCAGCGUAUGGGGGAUUCACCUGGCGAUCCAGCGCAACCCGGCCGUGUUCCCGCAGCCGAACCGAUUCAUACCGGAUCGAUGGCUGCCGAUGACGCUGCCGGGCGACCCGCUGCACCCGGCCAAGGGAGCGUGGCGCCCGUUUGAGUUCGGCCCGCGCAACUGCGUCGGCCAGACGCUGGCCAUGGCCGAGAUCAAGAUCUUGCUCGCCAUGACCACGCGCGCCUUCGACUUCCGCCCCGCGUACGACGAGUGGGACCGCUUGCAUCCGCCUGGCCACCUGGGCGGUGCCGGUGCAAUCAGGACCGCGCUGGGCGAUCGUGCCUAUCAGGUCGAGGGCGGUGGCGGCGGCGCCCACGCGGCAAAUAAGUAUCCCUGUCGGGUGAGGAUGGUGGGAGAUGGCGAGAAGGCUUGA